Molecule: messenger RNA, 8071 nt
Organism: Cornus florida
Lineage: Eukaryota; Viridiplantae; Streptophyta; Magnoliopsida; Cornales; Cornaceae
Product: pentatricopeptide repeat-containing protein At3g53360, mitochondrial-like
Exons: 7
Coding region: 829-3108 (759 amino acids)
Biological process (GO): RNA modification
Molecular function (GO): protein binding; RNA binding
Source: RefSeq, a predicted model, not a curated record
CAUCCAAUUUAGAAUUUUACCAUUUAGAGAUGCUCCAAGGGGUUAUAUUUUGGACGAAAAUCUCCUUAAACAGUUCAAUAGUUUUUGUUUUUUGUUUUUUGUUUUUUGUUUUCCUACUCUCUCUCUAACCUCUCAAUCUCCUUUCGCCACCAUAACCCACCUCCGCCACUGCCACUACAGUCCAUUCCAUCCAACCCUUCUAUAUCUCUCCACUCACCGCCGCCGCCACCAGCAAAAUGGAAAUUGGGCUUUUGUAAGGUUUAAUUUAUUCAUGUCACUUACGAGUCAAUGUUCCUGGACAUAUAAUGAGAUGCGUAGACCACUCAGCUUCAGACCUUCCAUAGUUCAGACCUUCUCCACACAUUUGCACACAGGUUUCUCUGAUAUUAGCAGAAAAAUCACCACUCACCCAUCUUUCAUGGCAAGCGUUUCGACCCAACAAGAGCCCGUUUCGACUCAGGAUGGGUCGAUUCAGAAGACCCAUCAACCCUUACAGUGGUAGAUGGUGGUUGGAAAUUUUCUGAACCCCCCUUAAGAGAUAGCUGGGAAGAUUUUGGUGUGUUAAAAAGCUGAAGUUAUUUGGGACAUGAAUGCAGUAAGGUGUCAUGGAAGUUGGAGUAGCAGAAUAAGUUAGUGAUGCGUAUUUCUGAUUAAAAACCAAAAGAGUUGCAACUUGAUUUCCUCCUCUCUCAAAUAACUUCCAGAACAUUUACUCACAUGAAGUUUUGUUUUUGUCUUCUCCUUUCUGAUGUGUUGGAUCCUCUAUAAUUUUAUUGCUAAAUACUGAGCAAAGUUUUUCAUUAUUUUGCUUCCUAAAACCAUAUAACAAUGUUAAAGAACUUGGAAUCCAUACUGCGAGUUACCGGCAAUAAUAUUACUUGUAGCAUUCAGCCACUUCUUCUUCCUUACUUCAAGAAUGAACAGUCAAGCAAUGAUUAUAUACGCUACUUGUGCAAGCAAAAACUUUUCAAAAAGGCUCUUGAGGCAUUUGAUUACUUGCGAAAUAAUACGAAAUUUGACGUAAAGGUUAGCACCUAUGCCCAUCUGAUCUCUGCCUGCUCUUCUUUGAGAUCUCUAGAACAUGGCAGAAGAAUUCAUAACCAUAUUCUGGCAUCCAACUGUCAGCAAGACAUGAUUCUUCAGAAUCGCAUUCUUAUCAUGUAUGGAAAAUGUGGGUCACUGAAGGAUGCUCAACAGAUUUUUGAUGAAAUGCCUGAGCGAAACGUGGUUUCCUGGACUUCAGUAAUCACUGGGUACUCACAGAAUGGCCGAGGAAAUGAUGCAAUUAAAUUGUAUUUUAAAAUGCGGCAGUCAGGCCUUCUGCCGGAUCACUUUGCUUUUGGAAGUAUAAUAAAGGCUUGCUCAAGCUUGAGUGAUUUCGAGUUAGGGAGGCAGUUGCAUUCACAAACCAUCAAAUCAGAAUGUAGUUCCCACCCGAUUGCACAAAAUGCUCUAAUUGCAAUGUACACAAAGUUUGGUCGAAUAAUUGAUGCAUUUGAGGUGUUUUCUCAUAUUGCUAUGAAGGAUUUAAUCUCAUGGAGUUCGAUGAUUGCGGGGUUUACGCAACAAGGUUAUGAAUUAGAAGCCUUGGACCAUUUCAAAGAGAUGCUCUCUCAGGGUGCAUACCAGCCAAAUGAAUUUAUUUUCGGCAGUGCUUUUAGUGCUUGUGGCAGCCUGCUACAACCAGAAUAUGGGAGGCAGAUACAUGGGAUGAGUAUAAAAUAUGGGCUAGAGAGAGAUGCUUUCACUGGUUGCUCCCUCAGCAACAUGUAUGCAAAGUGUGGUCUACUGCAUUCUGCAAGAACUGUAUUCUAUCAGAUAGAUCAACCUGAUUUAGUGUCAUGGAAUGCCAUUAUUGCAGGGUUUGCUUAUGGUGGUGAUGCUGGCGAAGCCAUAUCAUUUUUUUCAUCGAUGAGACAUCUGGAGUUGACCCCAGAUGACAUCACAGUUCGGUCCUUACUUUGUGCUUGCACAAGUCCAUUUGGUCUCUAUCAAGGUAAGCAGGUGCAUUCCUACAUUAUUAAGAUGGGUUUUGAUUCAGAUGUCCCAGUGUGCAACACUUUACUUACCAUGUAUGCAAAGUGUUUGGAAGUCUGUGAUGCAUUUAAGAUAUUUGAGGAGAUUAAAAACAAUGCUGAUUUGGUUUCUUGGAAUGCAAUUCUUACUGUUUGUAUGCAUCACAACCUAUCUGAAGAGGUUUUCAGAAUAUUAACAUUGAUGCGUAUUUCUCACAAUAAGCCUGAUCACAUCACUUUAGCUACCACACUUGGAGCUUGUGCAGAAAUGGCCUCUUUGGAAAUGGGAAAUCAAGUUCAUUGCUAUACCAUGAAAACCGGAGAUGAGCUUGACCUCUCUGUCAAGAAUGCAUUAAUUGACAUGUAUACAAAGUGUGGAUCCCUUGGAAGUGCUCAAAAGCUCUUUGAUUCCAUGGAAAAUCCUGAUGUCGUCUCUUGGAGUACUUUGAUUGUGGGAUAUUCUCAGUCUGGAUGUGGAGAAGAAGCUCUUAAGCUCUUUGGUAGAAUGAGAAGUUUGAGUGUUGAGCCUAACCAGGUAACAUUUGUUGGGGUCCUUACUGCCUGUAGUCAUGUUGGACUUGUAGAGGAAGGGUGGCAGUUGUACAGAACCAUGGAAAUGGAGCAUGGGAUUACACCGACAAGAGAACACUGUUCAUGUGUGGUUGACUUGCUUGCUCGUGCUGGACGCAUAAAUGAAGCAGAGGACUUUAUCAAUCAAAUGGAAAUUGAUCCUGACAUUGUGGUGUGGAAGACUCUGCUAUCUGCCUGUAAGACCCGUGGAAAUCUUGAGGUUGGAAAACGCGCUGCGGAGAGUAUUCUAAAAAUUGAUCCUUCAAAUUCUGCUGCUCACGUGUUACUUAGCAACAUAUAUGCUUCCAGUGGCAGUUGGGAUGAUGUUGCCAGACUGAGGAGCUUGAUGAGACAAAGGGGUGUCAGGAAAGCUCCAGGUCAGAGCUGGAUUGAAGUUAAGAACAGGAUCCAUGUUUUCUUAGCUGAAGAUGGUUUGCAUGCAGAAAGGGACAAAAUAUACGCCAUGCUAGAAGAGCUGUGGUUGCACAUACUGGAUGCUGGAUAUAUUCCAUUACAGAAAUAGGUUUCAACUGAAUAAUUGCAGUUGUAACAACAGCAAUACAGUUAUAUCCAGCUCUUCAGGUUUUUUUGAAGGAGAUCCUUGGUUUCCGGGAGGUUCCAGUUUAAACUGGAAUUUCUAUAAAGGUACGGACUACUUUAUCAUAUCUGGCUAUGGCUUCUAAUAUCGGUAAUUCUGGAGAUUUGUAGACGAUGGUUAGAAUUUUUAUAAAAGUUGAAACUUGAGGCUCUACUUAUGAAGCACAAAGAUGAUGUCUAUGCGUAAAAAAUGGAAGUGAGAGAAGUAUCUUAAUGAAAUAAAGAAAAGAAGACUUGGGUUAGGGUUUGAGGGCAAGACAACAAUUGUCAAUUUGUGGAGUGGAAUGACUCCUAUGCGAUCAGUUCGUGCGCUAAAUUUUACUUGUUAAAUAACUGCGCAGAAAUUGCUUCAUAUGCAGAUGCACACAAGGCUGAACUUGAGAAUGAAAACAAGGAUAAUGUACAAUUAAGACACGCAAAAGAAUUUUCGAGAUGGUUGGGAACACAAGUAAGUCCUAAAUGAACUUCAUACCCCUAUUAUUUGUUUUAAAUGUGGUAUCCCUAUGCAUUUAUUUAAUGUUCUAAUUUUUUUUAGUAGAUAAAGGAAGAGCGUCAUCGUCAAGAGUUAGAAAUUAGUGAUGACCUGUAUUCAUUAGCUUGUGGACCCGAUUUUCAGAUAAAUUGAUAUUCUGGUUGUAUUGUGAAUGGGGUCAGGUUUCAUACAAAGGAAAGGGAGAAAUAUCGAAAAAACUUAGAAUAGUGGUGUGUUAGUCAAAUCAGAGGACAUUGAUUACUAUGGUGUCUUGACAGAUGUCAUUGAGUUACAAUAUCCUCUUAAGAGACGGGUAAUCCUAUUUAAAUGUGAUUGGUUCAACACAAGGACAUGUAUUAAGAGGGAUACUUAUUUCAAGAGCGUAAAUGUAGCCCGUAAAUGGUACAAAGAUGAGCCUUUUGUGUUGUCUAAUCAAGCAAAACAAGCCUUCUUCGUCAAAGACACCAAAUUACGUGGCGCGUGGGAGGUCAUUCAAGAUAUAACACAUAGAAGCUCGUAUGAUGUUCCCGAAGUGGAGGAUAACAGUAGAGUUGAGGAUGAAAUGUAUACUACAACAUAUCAAAAGGACUAACCAUGCGUUGUGGAUAUGGUUGUUGAGGCGACCAACUUUGACAUGGAUCCACCAACUUUGAAUAGGGAUGGCUUGGAGGUUGAAAGUCUUGAUGCUGAAAUAAUUCUACAAAGUAAUCAAGAAUCUCGUCAUGAAAUUGACUCUUUUGACAAUGAUGAUGAAAUCUUCAUUGAAGACAGUUCAGACGAUGAAGAAGAAGAUGAUACUGAUUUGGAUUAAAUGUGAAUUUUUUUUUUUGUGUUUUUUAUUGAACCCAUGCAAAUUGAAAUGUUGAAGUUGGUUAAAUUUGUCUUCAGUAUUUAGCUUUGAGUUUUAGAAUACGUGUUUUAUUUUUUUGAGUUAUUAUUAAUCUCUUUUGCAGUCACGUGAUCUAAUUUUUUUCUUUCUUUUAAUUAUCUAUUGUUUGGCUAUUUUGAUUCUUUCCUUUGCUACUUAAUUUUUAUUUUCUUAUCUAUCUGUUUCAUAACAUGUUAUAAAAGAUUUGAUUCUCUUAUUGCUGUAAUCUACUAUGGCGUCCAAUCGUCGAUCCUUGAGAUCCAACAAUGACCCCAAAACAUUCAUAGAUCUUCCCAGCCACAACCAGCAGUGGAAGAUGAUUAUUUAUGAUCUUUACAUUUACGAAAUUUGUCCUUACAUUUGAACUUGGUCCCAAAAUACUCCUACGUGUUACUCUCAUGAAUUUCAUUUUUCAGGUCCUUCAAGAAAUGUUAAGAGGCGUGGCAAAGCUGUAAACCAAAAAAAAAAAAAAAAUUGAAAUUAAAAAGCGCAAUGGGGGGAUUGUUCCGAUUAAGUUUACAGACGGUUAUUUGAAACUAGUGGAGGAAAAUUCAGAUAUUUGGGAGAGAGAGCUUGGGAUGAUUGCUCGUGAAUAUAUACCACUAUGCUAUGAGACUUGGCCAGAGGUCCCAGACUAUCAUAAAAAGUUCUGUUACACUAAAAUAAUGGAGUAAUUCGGAGUUGACUGCAAUUUUAAUGAAAAAGCAAAGAAGGGUGCAAAUCUCUCAUUGGCCAUUGCUCAUAGAAAGUACAUGAACCGUUUGAAAGAUCAUUUUAACAAGUACGAGACAGGAGAGUGCACGCCGCAGCCCACACUCUCGUGUAACCUACGAGGACUGGCAAAUCAUGUGCGAUAGGUGGAUGACAGACAAAUUUCAGGAAAUUAGUGCUAGAAACAAAGAAAACAGGGGAAUGGUAGAAAUGUUACAUUCUGCUGGGUGAAAGUCCUUUGUCAAAAUUCAUUAUGAGUUGAAAGAAGCUGAUUUAAAUGAUGAACAUAGCGGUGAAGACGAUGAACAUCAUCUCGAAGGACCUGCCAUCAAAAUGUACAAGAAAACACAUUACAAGGAAGAUGGUGGAUGGAUUCAUGAUGAUGCUUGCAAAACAUAUUUGAGUUUUGAAUUUUUUUCCCCAUAGAAAUAAUUGUCAGGUUUUAUUAAUUUCGCUGGGAUUUUAUCAUGCUUUCUUUUAUGAAAAAAAAAAAGAGAUUAUCUUUCCCUUUUUUUUUUUUUGUGUGUGUGUGUAUAUGAAGUUGACCUUAAAGUCAGUUGGUGAUAUAUUUACUUCUCUAUAUUUACAUUUUUUUUUUUUUUUUAGCGUAGGAGUUGGGAUUUUGGAAAAGUCUGAUGUAGAUUGGUUUUAUCCCUUUAGUGGGAAGGGUUUAAAUUUUGCUAACAGAAAAUGGUUUAAAGGUAUGAAUGAACAAGUAGAGAUAUGAUUUUAAAUCUCACCUUGAAUGCUAUGUUUUUUAACUUAAACCAGUGGCUUUGUCACUCUUAUAUGACAUAUUUAAAUUCCAAUAUGCUUCAAAAGCACUUUGUGCAUCUCAUGCAAAUAAUCUUAAGGUAACUUUUGUAUUCAUCUCAUGCCUUCCAGCACCCUGGGUUGACCAGACCAACAUAAUGAUAUCGUAGGCACAUCCAUAUUUGAAUAACCAUAUGAUAUCGUAGUAUAUACCUAAAUAUUUUAGUAAUGAAUUGAACUUGUGAAGAUGUCACUCCUUUCUACAGAGAAAAUUUUCUGUUUCCUUCGAGGAAGGAAGGAAGGGAGGGUGGGGGGAAGGGAGGUGUGUUUGUGAUAGUAUAUGGACUUAAUUGUUGGAUAUUCAUUCAUCUUGAGAAUGUGAUGGUUCUAGUUUUAAUAAGUUUGUGAUAUAGUAUUAUAAAUAUUUUAGUAAUGAGUUGAACUUGUAAAGAGGUUAUUCCUUUCUGCAGAGAAAAUUUUCUUUCUUGUGUUUCCUUCAAGGAAGGAAAGGAAGGGAGGUGUGUUUGUGAUAGUAUGAGUGUGUUACAAUAUCAUUAUUACCCUUGUGGCAAAUUGUGAGGAAUGCAUCUAUUGAUGGUUUGAUUGUUCAAGGUAAUCUCUAUCUCCCACUUUCAUCCCCAGGGAAAAUGGGAAAAAAAUUAGUGGACUGGUCCAGCCUUCAACUUUAUUUUGCUAUUUUCGGAGUGUUUUGUAAAUUUGUCACCCUUUUAAAACCAUUUCUUAGGCUAUUAUGGAUGCUUCUUUGUUUCAGUUAAAUUGCAGUGAAAUAGAAGGGUAUGUCCCCAAUUUUUUUUUUCCCCAGAUUUUAGUUGCCUUCUUUAAGUUGUCUUAUUUGUUACAAGGAUAAAUAUAUUAGACUGAAUUCACCUUAGUUACCAAGCAGAUUUAGGAGGGGUUUUUGUUUGGUCCAUGAAGUGUUGAAUAGUGGCUUUUUUGUUAUAGGGAUAAAUAUACUUCAACUGAAUUCACAUUAAACCAAACAGAUUCAGAUUUAAUUUUUUGUUUAGUCCAAUAAAUUAUUCACAACAAAGUGGUUCAUAACUUUGUUUGGGAUUCUGUUUCUUGGAUAUAGAAUGAUUCUUAGUGAUGUUAGCAGCUUUUGAGAAUGUCAUUUUGUUUGCUGGACUAAUUUUUUUCCACCAUAGAUUUGAGUUUUCAUUUUUCAAGUGCAGAUUGAAUAUGAGAUUAAGUUCAAGUUUUGAUGUUCUAGUUUUUUGAUUGAAUACUCGUGUUUGAUAUGACCAUGUGCAUUUUCAGUUAGAAGUUUAUGUCCCGUACCAGCUUUUGUUUAAUUGGCGUAUGAACUAGUACAAAAUAUUAUUGAUGCAUCUUUCAGAGUACUUACUGUAGUAUUACAUAUGCUUAUAUAUAGUUCUAGCAUCUUGAUUUUAGUAAAAGUAUGAUGUGUUGGUGGAUGAGUGGUGAAAAUUUAAAGUAAAGUGCUUUGUUAAUUAUAGUAUGAUGUGUAUGGAGAUGGCUGAUAAUUGUUCUUCAUUUAAUUUACUUCAUUGAUUUUGCAAAAUGCAGGACAAAAUGGUGGCCCAAUCAUUAGAUCCAUCUGUUUAUGUGGAUGCUAGUAGUUCAGUCCCGGUGGAGAGCAGAUUUUGGAGAACUGUCUUGGAACAGGAAAGGGUACAUAUUUUCGUGGCUUCGGUUAUGGAAAGAAGGCUCCAACAGCAUCCUCAAGUCGUAUGAGGAUGACAAAUGCAGAGUGGGAGGCAGAGUUGGAGGCUGAAAGGAGGAAGGUUAAUAGAGCUGAACAAAAAUGUGAUGAAAUGAUGGAGUCAAGGCAACUGUGAAAGGUAUUUUGGAGAUUUGCUUUUAAUUAAAAUUCUUGUAGUGCGUGUAAAGGUACUAAAAAGAGACUAAAAUCCCCUCCAGGGCAGUGGAGAGUAUCAGAGUCCAUUGAAAAGGGUGGGGAGACUCCUCAUUUGAGACCAAGUAAUGAAGAGUUACAUAUUAGACGUGUGUAAUAUAUGAAAAUAAAAUUUCCAAUUUUUGGAAUUGCAGAAGGCACUUUUUGAAAACUUGACAACAUGUGAUUAACAUACCUUGGACAUUGAA